This is a messenger RNA of Phytophthora infestans T30-4, 492 nucleotides long. RefSeq lists its product as uncharacterized. The record is from RefSeq and is a predicted model, not a curated record. Bases 1 to 492 code for a protein of 163 amino acids. The transcript is spliced from 2 exons. NCBI's taxonomy places the organism in Eukaryota, Oomycota, Peronosporomycetes, Peronosporales, Peronosporaceae.
AUGUUUGCCAAGCCACGUGUGUACGUGGGAGACGAGGAACGCCGUCGGAAGCAGCGUGACCUCAAGCGUCGGUAUCGUGAGCGUCGUAAAGCCAUGCAGCAGCAGGUGACGCAGCUGGAGGCUCGAUACGAUGCGCUGCUGAACGCACAACAGCAAUCGGCCAUGACGUCGCGUCGGGUACCCUCGCCGCUUGAACAACAUUACGCGGCGGCCACGAACGAACUCAACUCGUUACGGCGACAGAUCGCUGUGACCAAGCAGAAAUUAGCCGAGUUCGACGGCUUCGCGUCGUCUUUGGAAGUGUAUCUGACCGACUUUGACGCCCCCUCCGUCAUCAUGUCGGCUUCGUUGGCUUCUGGCGCUGCGAAGAGCUCAUUGCUAAUGGCACCGUCGCUUCCUGGUCCGACACCUGCAGAGCCCCACGCGCGCCUAACGGAGCAGGAAUGCCUGGAAAUGAUGGAGGUUAACAUUGCUGUUCCGUUAGGAGGUUAA